AUGAAGAUUGAGCUACCGCGUUUCAAGUUGACAUUCAGCGCCAACGAUAACGCACAGUUCGAGUCGGAGGAGCACAAAGGAUACGUUUUGUCAACGCGCCAGCAGCUCGAUGAUUUCUUGCCCCGCUUUAGUCAGUACUUGGUACUGGAGCUGAAAGACAUAUCCGACACGUCGAGGGCGGUAUACCGCAUACUUCUUCCGGUUGGUCCCGUUGAAGAAAAAGGUAUGGUGGUUAUCAGUACUUCUACUCAAGCGGAUACCCAUGUGGAUGUUGCGUGCUACGAUAUUCACCGCCGACUGAAAACGUUCGAGACUGAGACGAUCAGCGCAAGACUGCAGCUGGCUGCUGUUUGCACACGUGCUGGAACAAAUGUGCCGAGUAAGCGUUUGCAAAUGACCGGCGCCGAAGCAGCAUUAAGUUACCGCGAGCCGGCCGUCAGGAUAUUAGCAGUGACGCUGUUGCGAGAGGCUGACCGACUAGACUUUGUUUUUGGGCAGACGGAGGUGCUCGACACAGCAAUGGGAGGCACGGAUGAACAGACAGAGUAUCGGGACAUGUGUGCUAAGCGAGCGCAGCGGAACCCCUUGCGGUCACAAUUCCGAAUUCCAAUUGCUGACGACUAUGUGAAGGCUAUCGAGACUGAACUUCAGCUUUGCCUUCAGAUUGAGGCUACCACGGCAAAGGAGAUCCCGCGGCUCCCUCUGGACAGCAGUACCGCUAAAGAGCUAUGCUGGACGAACUACAAAGACGUGUCGUCUCGUCGAACUGAAGUGGAAGCACACUUGUGGCAUGUGUUUGCAACAGCAACAAGCAGUAUGCGCGAGCAACUUCUUGCCCUCGCCAACUUCGUGCCGGUGCUGACUAUUUGCGUUCUGGAAGACAAAGUGGAGAGGGUCAUCUGGAAAGCGAAACGUGGUGGCGAGUUGUCGGAUGCUCAGUUGAUUGAAGAACUCGUGAACGUUCGUCAGUGGGAAUCGAGUGAGUUCCCGCAGAUUGAUCUCAAUGCGCGCAGACUGGAAUUUAUCCGUGAUGUUUUGGACGAGCUGAAACUCUCUGGUGGCAUCCAGAUUGUUGCUCCUGAGCAUCGGAUGUCACUAGAGCUGAAGCGUCUAGAGAUAGGCACCACGAAUCCCAUAGUGAAGACGCUGGACGCAAUUCUCGAAAGCGACCAAUUUGUCGACGUAUUGGACGAAUGCGACGCACUACUCCAUCACAAGUAUCACUUGGUGUAUGCGGUGGGCACGCCAAUCCCGCUCUGUAGUGGCGUCGAGCGCUGGAUGGGAGCAGAAGCUUUACUGCGAGUCCUGGUCGACAAGUCUCCGAGUUCCCGCGUCAAUAAAGUACUGCAAGCGCCCCAUGUUUCGUGCUCGUCACCCGACUAUAUGUCGCGCUUCGGUGCCUUCGAGGGUACUCGGCUCAACACCGUCGUCGAAAGCACCGAGCCACUGCGAGACGAGUUGAAGAAGGCGUUGGUGCUGGACCUGAUUGACAACGCACCGUUCGAGUUGAUGUGGCUUAAGACGUUUGGCAGUGCUGGUGCCCGUGACUCGCUAGUUCUGGCCAUCACGGAUUCGACGUCAAGCCUGGAGGACGCACUCGGCGAUUCCAUGGGGAAGCUCUCGCCCUAUACAACUCAGCUACUAGCAUUGCGGGGCCUGGUAGCGUUCGGGGUGUUUGAGCAUUGUUUGGAGAAGCGCUAUCGGGCCAACUUCGGGCUGCCAAGUCCAGGCACUCGACCAAAGAAGAUUGCAAUUCCGUUUCGUGCGGCAGAUGUCCCAUCCGAGAGAUCGGAAUUCAGCCAUCCUGACGUCUGCAUCGUACUCACUUUGCUAGGAUAUUACCACGGGGGUACGAGCGUCAAGUCCAGAUUGAACGUCGAGGAGCAAAAGGCUCUGUGUGAUGUGCACCAUGUCAGUCUUGCCGAUGCUCGACAAUUCGAGACAUUGUGCAGAGUUUACAAGUUCUGCAUGGGGGCCAUCAACUUCUACCUGAAUACGUGCGUGUUCCCAAAGACACCCAGCAUGGCACAGCGAGAGCCGAAUGAGACGUCUCUACUAGGGACGAAUGGUAAGAUGAUUGACAAGAUUCUGCAGGUGACACACAGUUACGAGGUGCGCCCCAGUCCUCAGCGCGCAACCCUCCCAUGGCAGAGUGUUCUCCGAUUCGCAACAGACAAGGGCGCGCAGGCUCUCAUUGAUACGGGGGCACUGCUUGCUGGAGUGAUGAACAAUGACGCGGCCGAGUUUCUCCUCCGCCUAGCUGACUUCCGUUUCGCAGGCGUGACGUACUAUGACAGUCGUGAAGAGCACAACUGCUGGAUGAUUGCAUACAAGGCCCGCCAAAUUCAAGUCCCCUUGAAGAAAGCGUCCAUGCUCGAGAGGGAAACAUUUGUGAUCUUUGACGAAGCGCGCUCGCGCGGAUCGGACAUGAAGCUGCUACCUGAUGCCGCCGCAGUGCUGACGCUUGGACCAAAGCUCACCAAGGACAAGUUCAUGCAAGGAGCCGGUCGGAUGCGGCAGCUCGGCUGCAACCAAACCCUCUGGGUCGUGAGCUUUGACGAAGUGGCGCAGAGUAUUCUGCAGACCUGCGGUCAGCGUGCGCUCUCGCGUGUAUCUGCCGUUGACGUGCUCAAUUGGAUUAUGGACAACACCAAAACAGAGGCCAUUCGCGGCCUGCUCGAGUGGGCUGGUAAUGGGAUUCACUUCCGGAAGACGCAGUUAGACGCAGGCAAGGAACUGGUCGACGAAAACUGGUCGCUAGAAGAGCUGUACCAAGGGGAUCUGCAUGCUGACAAGAUUGCUCAAGUGAUCAAGCUCAAGGCUCACUCUGACUUUAAAGACUCGAUCGAUGAAUUGUGUGAGCGAGAGCUCCAAGUGGAGGAGGAAGUGCAACAGGAGCGAGAAGUCCAAGUGAUGAUAUGCACUGCAGCGAGGGAGAAGGCGUGGCCGUACCGGAAGAUUCUGCGCGCCCAAUCAGUCGAAGACCUCAACGGCGUCGUGCAAGUCUUCGGAACCGAGAACUUCUUCGCGACUGUCACGGCGAGGAAGGGGCUGGAUCGGAUGAACGAAUUUCUACGUGUGAUUGAUGUCGUAUUGAUCUUCAAGAAUGGACAGGCCCUCCUGGUGUCCGAGUGCGAGGCAGACCACAUCUUGGAGCUGCUGUGGGCGAAACGUGGCGACUCGAGGGCCUGCAGCUUCAGCUUCCACACCAAGAUUCGAGCUGCUCACCUGGCUCUUGGCUCCUGUUUGGGUCUAGAGCUACCGCUGCUGCCGAUCAUUGCGUGCCAGGUCUACAAUGGUGAGACGUCGCUGGCGAAGCAUCAGCAAGAUGUUGUGGAGCCCGCGUUCCGAGAGUUUCUCCGGCCUUUGGCGCAGCGAGAGGCAGCUCUGAGCAACUUUGUCAAGUCGCGUGGCAACAGCCACAAGUGGACGCGCUCGUUCCUGCACGAGUUGUGCUGCCGCAUGGACCUGGACGAGUGCAAGUGA
Molecule: messenger RNA, 3486 nt
Organism: Phytophthora sojae
Lineage: Eukaryota; Oomycota; Peronosporomycetes; Peronosporales; Peronosporaceae
Exons: 11
Coding region: 1-3486 (1161 amino acids)
Source: RefSeq, a predicted model, not a curated record